AUGGUGAGAGGCAGUGACAACACUGGCCCCGAGGAGGACGGAGUGCCUCAUGGCCCCGAGGAGGACGGAGUGCCUCAUGGCCCCGAGGAGGACGGAGUGCCUCAUGGCCCCGAGGAGGACGGAGUGCCUCAUGGCCCCGAGGAGGACGGAGUGCCUCAUGGCCCCGAGGAGGACGGAGUGCCUCAUGGCCCCGAGGAGGACGGAGUGCCUCAUGGCCCCGAGGAGGACGGAGUGCCUCAUGGCCCCGAGGAGGACGGAGUGCCUCAUGGUGCCUCAAUAAGCGAACUUAAAGGCACUAUAAACCCCCCACAUACAGCAACUCCGCUUACAGUGAACACCGUCAUAUAUUACCCACAACAAUCAUUUUCUCUUCAGGAACAGAACGUGUUGAACCAUGACCUCAACGGCCGACUAAUCACCUCAUUAAACUUAACAACAACUUGGUAG
This is a messenger RNA of Procambarus clarkii (red swamp crayfish), 447 nucleotides long. NCBI's taxonomy places the organism in Eukaryota, Metazoa, Arthropoda, Malacostraca, Decapoda, Cambaridae. The record is from RefSeq and is a predicted model, not a curated record.